Messenger RNA from Ixodes scapularis (black-legged tick), 870 nucleotides. RefSeq lists its product as uncharacterized. The record is from RefSeq and is a predicted model, not a curated record. Gene Ontology annotation, molecular function: nucleic acid binding. The transcript is spliced from 3 exons. Bases 1 to 870 code for a protein of 289 amino acids. NCBI's taxonomy places the organism in Eukaryota, Metazoa, Arthropoda, Arachnida, Ixodida, Ixodidae.
AUGGUCGAGCGAGUGAGAACUGGACCCAUAUUUGCAACGUCGCAGCAAACCGCACGUCUUGUGAAUCGGUUCGUGGAUGCCGCACAGUAUGGCCGUUCGGCCAGGUUCGCUGCCGUUACCAUCGAUCACCAGGGUUCGAUCCUCAAUUCCGCAUCCUUCAAAGAGUCUACUCCUUCGAGGGCCGAACAGGCGGCCAUAGCUCUCGCCCUCCUGGACAAUAGUAGAUCGCACAUCUACACAGACUCUAGAUCGGCGGUUCGGGCUUUUGCUUCAAACUCCAUUUCCGACGAAGCCUCUAAAAUUCUUGGCAAUAAGAUUAUCUCCCCGCACACCAUUACUUGGUUUCCGGCACAUCUCGAUUCUAAGAUAGAUUCCCUUACCAACCUCAACGAUACUGCUAACUCUCGGGCGCGCGCCUUAACCCUCCGCGCCGGGAAGGACGCCGAUCUGCAGGGUGGCUACGUGGAACUUAAAGACAUCUUAUUCACCUUUAACGAAGUCACCACGCACUAUCGAAUGGGCAGGCGGACUUUUCCGCCCCCGCACGGUAAACUCUCCAGGUCUCAGGCAAUCACAUUAAGAAUGUUGCAGACUAGAUCAUAUCCCAGUUUAGCUUUCUUCAGCAUUAUUGCUCCGGAUACCUUCAAGUCUACCUGCCCGGACUGCGGGUCGGUCAGCAGCUUCGAUCACAUGCUCUGGCGGUGCCCCUCGUUACGGGGGCCCAAUCAAGUCACACAGGAGGAGUGGAGCUCUGCCAUCACGAGUUCCGAGCUUCUCCCACAACUCCGGGCUGUCCAAAGAGCCCACGAUGCGGCGGUGAGGCUAGGCCUCCCCGUCCCUACGUGGGAGCGGCCCGCGGUGCUGCCCUAA